CUACAGGCCACGGGCAUUGAACACGAGGCAUCCAAAUUCCAAAAUUGAUCCGAGCACACUUCUAGGGUGCCUGCUUGCCCAUCUGGCUAAACACUGGGCCUGCCCCGGACCUGCAUCCUAUUUCUGUAACAUAGCAUGGGCUCAGUAUGAAAAUGGGACCUUGACUUUACCGUCCGUACCGAUCUCAGUAAUUUCUGCCAGCGAACCGGGAAAUGUGCCCAAGUCUCUCUUUCUCUCUCUCCACCCCAUCUGCGUCCCCAUCCCCCUCACCCAAAGUUCCUUCCACCUCCUCUCUUCACCCCGUCCUCCCUCCUCCCCCCGGGCUGUGGCCGCGCUGCUGCGCUGCGCCGUGCGCCACCGAGCCCGCAGUGUGUGUGGUGUGUGUGGGGGGGUGGGUUCAUGUGCUGUGUUUGGGGGAGGUGAUGGCACCACCAUUGUCCCUGCGUCCUCCCAUCCCCGCUCCACCAGAGACCACCUCGAACUCCCCGGGCAAAAGCCGCCCAUUCUCCCGCUGGCCUCGAGCCCCUGUCCGUCUACACUCUCUCCUCCUCCCUCCCUGCCAGACCCUCCUCCAGCCACGCCUUCUCCGCCAUUACCUACUGAUCCCGCCUCCCAUCUUCCGCCAUUACCUGCUGAUCCCGCCUCCCCUCUUCUGCCCGUCUGCGGCCACCAGCCACCGCCGCAGCCACUGCGGGAGCCGAAAACUCAAGUCACCGGACGACAACCCCCGCCCCCACCCCUGCCUGCUUCCUGAGUCGGUGGCCGGCCAGUUCCCUUUGCGAGAGGUUGCAGCUGGGAAGGAUUUUAUCCAGGCCAAGCUAUUCGGCGAUCCGUCAUGGCAUCACCUCUCCAGACUCAAGAGGACCCUGGAGCAGCAUGACUUCUAUAAAUGUGAGGCGUUGGGCCCCACUAAGGUCCGCCUUAGCCACCCUCCCCUCCUCCUUCUCCUCCUGGCCCUGAGCAACCUACACCCACCCCACCCACUUAUGUGUGGAGGUUCAAGGUCCGUGAUGCCUCCCGAAACUCCAGAGCCCACCCUGCCCCCACGGAUAUGCUACCAGACCAGUAAUCCAGUAACUGGGGGACAAGUCACUUGAAACUGUACCCAAUACCACACCGCAGCCAGUGUCACCAAGGCCAGCCUGGGUACCUUCAACUGCAUGAACUCCUCUGACCCCGGGCCUUGCUUCGUGGUCACAGUAGUUCCCCAACUAACCUUGUAUAGAGAGUCAGAGCUCGCCUGGCUGCUCCCUCCAUCCCACCCCCGGGCCCACCAGGCCGCCUUCCUCCCUGUCCUGUUAGGGGAGAGUAUAGCUACCUCGAUAGACCUCACCGGGGGGCCCUCGGGAACAGUCUGGUUGUUAUGCCCAGAUUUCAAGAUUCCCAAGAGCCCAC
Molecule: messenger RNA, 1395 nt
Organism: Myotis brandtii (Brandt's bat)
Lineage: Eukaryota; Metazoa; Chordata; Mammalia; Chiroptera; Vespertilionidae
Exons: 3
Coding region: 213-1097 (294 amino acids)
Source: RefSeq, a predicted model, not a curated record